AUGCCACUGGUAAAAAGGAACAUAGACCCCAGGCAUCUGUGCCACACAGCUCUGCCCCGAGGUAUCAAGAAUGAGUUGGAAUGUGUCACAAAUAUCUCCUUGGCAAAUAUAAUCAGACAGCUGAGUAGCCUAAGUAAAUACGCUGAGGAUAUAUUUGGUGAACUUUUCAAUGAAGCACACAGUUUCUCAUUUAGAGUGAACUCCUUACAGGAACGGGUAGAUCGUUUAUCUGUCAGUGUUACACAGCUCGACCCGAAGGAAGAAGAAUUGUCACUGCAGGACAUUACAAUGAGGAAAGCUUUCCGGAGUUCCACAAUUCAAGAUCAGCAGCUGUUUGACCGCAAGACUCUGCCGAUUCCUUUGCAAGAAACUUACGACAUCUGUGAACAGCCUCCUCCACUUAACAUUCUCACCCCUUACAGGGAUGAUGGAAAAGAGGGUUUGAAGUUUUAUACCAAUCCUUCAUACUUCUUUGAUCUUUGGAAGGAAAAAAUGUUGCAGGACACAGAAGACAAAAGAAAAGAAAAGAGGAAGCAGAAGCAGAAAAACCUGGAUCGUCCUCAUGAACCAGAAAAAGUGCCAAGGGCACCUCAUGACAGGCGAAGAGAGUGGCAGAAGUUAGCCCAAGGUCCAGAGCUUGCAGAAGAUGAUGCUAACCUCUUACAUAAGCAUAUUGAAGUUGCUAAUGGCCCAGCUUCACAUUUUGAAUCAAGAUCUCAAGCAUAUGUGGACCAUAUGGAUGGAUCGUAUUCGCUUUCUGCGUUGCCCUAUAGCCAGAUGUCUGAACUGCUGAACAGAGCCGAGGAGCGGGUGUUGGUCAGGCCACAUGAGCCACCACCGCCACCUCCAAUGCACGUAGCGGGAGAUGUGAAGCCCGUGCCUCCUUGCGUUAGUUCUACUACUGGCUUGGUAGAAAAUCGUCCUCAGUCACCAGCAACAGGCAGAACACCAGUGUUUGUGAGCCCCACUCCUCCUCCUCCACCACCACCACCUCUUCCGUCCGCUUUGUCGACCUCCUCAUUAAGAGCUGCAAUGACUUCUACUCCUCCACCCCCAGUCCCACCUCCCCCACCCCCUCCAACAGCUGCUCUGCAGGCCCCGGCUGUGCCGCCGCCACCAGCUCCUCUCCAGAUAGCUCCUGGAGUCCUACAUCCAGCUCCACCUCCAAUUGCCCCUCCUUUAGCACAACCCUCGCCUCCUGUCACUAGGGCUGCCCAAGUGUGCGAAGCCGUACCAGUUCACCCAGUUCCUCCACAAGCUGAAGUACAGGGACUUCCUCCACCACCCCCACCUCCUCCCCUGCCUCCUCCUGGCAUUCGACCCUCCUCUCCCGUCACGGUUGCAGCCCUUUCUCACCCUCCUGUUCUGCACCCUCCUCCCACAACCAUUGUCCCUGGUCCUCAUGCCCCGCUAAUGCCUCCGUCUCCACCAUCCCAAGUGAUUCCUGCCCCUGAGCCCAAACGCCAUCCUUCAACUCUUCCUGUAAUCAGCGAUGCCAGAAGCGUUCUGCUGGAAGCAAUACGGAAAGGUAUACAGCUGCGCAAAGUUGAGGAGCAGCGUGAGCAAGAGGCCAAGCACGAGCGCAUCGAGAACGACGUUGCCACCAUCCUGUCUCGCCGCAUCGCCGUGGAGUACAGCGACUCGGAAGACGAUUCCGAAUUCGAUGAAGUGGAUUGGUUAGAGUGAAAUGCCUACGUUGCUGUACACUGCAAAAUCGAAUGCUAAUGUCUGUUGUGGUGCUUGUUCUUUGGAAGUUCGAUGGUCAUUUCUAGUGGGUUUUGUAUUCUUUUCUUUACAUAAUUAAUCCCAUGUUUUUCUACUUUUCAGUUUACAAAAAGCUCCUAGUGCAUCUUCGAAACUAAAUGUUUUACAGCGGCUUUUCUUACACGUCUUUUUUGAAAGAACAUACUUUGUUCUGAUAGACCACUAAGUAUUAAGCAUGGGCAGCUGUUGGUAGAGUAGCAGUUUCAAAUUUUUGGCAUAUCCUAACUGUGCACUUUGUGAAUUUUAAGUUAAUGAAGGCAACUGAGAUUGACAUUCCAAGGGCAGCUGUAUGUACUAAUGAGCCUUAUUCCAUUUUUGAUAGUGUUUUAAAACAUUAAACCUAGCUAUCCAAGGUAUCACUGCCUCAAUUACAUCUGUACACUGAAAGUACGUAUAGUUAGCAGCACUGAACACACUGUAAGGAAAAUGGAUCUUUGGGGGGGCUAUUAUUGUUUUAUUGUUGUUUUUAAAUAAUUAUGGCCUUAUUUGAAUGUUUAGAGAUUCCCCUUCCCUUCUUCCCUCCCAGGUACAUAUUGUGUGGUACUAUUUUUGCCUGCAUAAUGAAAGUUUAAAGUUUUUUUUUCCUUGUGAAAUCUUUUGACUUAAACAUGCUGUGUAACUUAUGUAACUGUUAAAAUAACAGUUUGAUUUAAUAAAUGGUUCAUUUUAAAUGUU
Molecule: messenger RNA, 2439 nt
Organism: Merops nubicus (carmine bee-eater)
Lineage: Eukaryota; Metazoa; Chordata; Aves; Coraciiformes; Meropidae
Gene: WASF1
Product: WAS protein family, member 1
Exons: 8
Coding region: 1-1686 (561 amino acids)
Biological process (GO): actin cytoskeleton organization; positive regulation of Arp2/3 complex-mediated actin nucleation
Cellular component (GO): cytoskeleton
Molecular function (GO): Arp2/3 complex binding; actin binding; protein kinase A regulatory subunit binding
Source: RefSeq, a predicted model, not a curated record